AUGAUUUACAGCAUUAUUUUAGUUUGUUUGUUUUUUCGAUAUGGGUUAGAAAUUAUAUUCAUUAAAAUCCAGUACAAAUGGCUGCAGUAGAACUUGAUCCUGUGUUUGUGAAGGCAUUGAAACUACUGCACUCAAAAAGCCGAGACUCAGCUGAUCAACUGUGCCAAUUGUUGGAUGAUGCUAUUGCACAGAGGAAAGGUCAAAAGUCAGCAUCACUUGCAUCAGAAUCCAAGACUUCAAAUAAAUCUACACCGAAACACCAAGAUGAAGAAAAGUUAAAAAAGAGAGAAUCUGAGAAGAGAUCACUGGACAAGCUGAAGAAAGAGUUGUCAGAUUCAUCAGAGCAGGUUCCAGUGAAGAAAGCACGCCAUGAGGCACCACAAACUGUAAUAAAGGUGAAGGAGGAAGAACCACCUCAAGAGACGAGAAAAGAGGAGAAGUCAUCGAAGGACCGUGAUAAAGAGAGGAGGAAGGAAGUAGAGAGAAAGGCAAAGAUAGAGAAAGAGGAAAAGGAGCGACAAGAAAAAUCAGAUGACAGUGAGGAUGAAGAAAAGAGUAUUGAUGCAGAUGACUUUGCAUUUGAUCUGGGAAUUGCUUGUGUUGUGUGCAAAGGCUUUGAUGUGACAUCUGGAAAUCAGCUUGUGGAAUGUCAGGAAUGUCAUAACCUGUACCAUCAGGAGUGCCACAAACCCCCAGUGACAGAACAGGAUGUCAACGACCCGCGGUUUGUAUGGUACUGUACCAGAUGUACCAAGACCAUGAAGAAAAUGGCAUCCGCCUCCAAGACGGUUAAGGGCAAGUCAUCAUCAUCGUCAUCAUCUUCCUCCUCCUCCUCCAUGCUGUCCUCCUCUAAGGAGACAUCUAGUCUCAGCACCUCGGGUAGCAGUAGCAGUUCCAGCAGCAAGAGUAUAAAGCCUGACCCUUCAACUCUCUUCAGCUUCCGCAGGGUCGAGGCAAAGUCAUCAAGCUCCAAGGAACAAACCAGCAGCUCUGGAAAUCGGCCGCUGAGUGGCCUGGCUAGUCUGGCAGCCAAUCUUUCUGGAAAAAGUGAUCAAGGUAAAUCAAUGACCAGCAGCAGUAGUAGCAGUAGUCGAUCAGAAUCUUCCUCCAAGUCCACAGUGAAAUCAGAGCCUUCUAAAACUAGUUCUAAACAUGACCACUCGGAGAAAACUUCAAGCAAGAGCAAGACCUCCGAGUCUGCAGUUAAGCCAGGUGGUAUCAAACUUGGUGUAGACAUAUUUAAAAACUUACCAACCAAAGCGGACCCUGUGAAGUCGAGCUCUAAGUCGAGUUCGUCCAGCAGUACUGGUAGUGGAAAUAGCAGCAGUAGUGCUAGCAGCAAGCAGAGUUCAGGAGGAUCCAGUUCUGCAGUCAACGCUGACAAGCGAUUACAGAUGAUGAAAAAGAAAGCAGCAGCAAAGCUGCAGGAGAAACGUUCUUCUUUAAGAUGAGAAACUAGAUGUAACAUGAAGUAUAAAAGAGAAUUUGGAGUAGAUAUACACAAAGGACCUGGGCCAUUAUUUACCUAAACAAUGUUAGGUAGUUCCCUAGGUUCAGACUCACUAUGUAUGACUUACAGCUCUCCUGUAAUGUAUAUGUGGACUGAUGACCUUUGUCACAUAACCUAAAAGUCAAGGUCACUCUCAAAGCUUAUGUGCACAGAUACAGAAUGUUUCAAUAAAACUACAUCUUUUUGUAGGUUAUACAUGCAUUGGAUCAAUAUGAUGUUAAAUAUUGUAAAAUGCUGUGAUGUGUCAUUUUUGUUUCUUUUCUUUUCAAACAUGUGCUUCAGUUGUUAACUUCUUAAUAGACUGUAUAGCCAUUAUUUUUUCAUGCAUCUUUAAAACAAUAUUGUUUUAUCAUCAUCUAUAAAAACAGACACAGGGGUAAUGACUAUUGGAGUAUUUAGCAUUGCAUCGGAAAUUUAAACAUUAAACAGUAUUCUAAUAAAAAAAUAAAAAUCAAAUGAUCCCAAACAGGGCUGUUUAUUGCUUCUAUUUCACAUGUCAAAUCAAAUAUUUUAAGUAUUUCACAUAUAUUUUCUAAUAAAAUUGCAUUAAGUAUCAAUAACAAAUUCAGAUAUGAUACAAACAAGAAUUUCUUUGUAAGGUAACUUUGGGUAAAACAUUAAGUCAUGUGGCCAUAUAAAAUUACAGCAAUAUACACAGCAAGUCUGCAGUCCUAAUCAAUUAUGUGAAAUUACAGCAAUAUACACAGCUAGUCUGCAGUCCUUAUCAAUCAAGUUCUCAUUAAGUUUCAAAAAACAGUUCUAUACUCCAAAAAUCAAAGGGCAACAUGAACAUAUCUAUUUUAAACAUAACAUACCCAUAACAAGUGUAUCUUUUAUCUUUGAAGCUACAUGUAGCAUCCAUAAUAUUCCAGUAUUCUGUUUUUUUUGGCCAUUAGCAUGGAAAUCUAAUCUUAGCUCUUUCUAAAUUUCCAUCACAAGUAAAUCAUCUAUUUAUAUAUUUUAGUGACAAGAUAUUUUCAAGAUAUAAUUAUGAUUGUAUUUUUGCAUUUGCAUUUGCAUUAUAAGAUGGACAGUAUUCUGACAAAACAUACUGAAGAUCAGGUUUUCAUGAAACAUUACUUAUUUUUGACAUUUUAUUGCUUUUUAUUCAAGAAACUUUGAAAGGCUAAAAAACCAUCAAGUUACCUGGCAGACACCAACAGGUGUUUAAUCCCAUCAACUUUUGUAGUUUAUAUAUGUAUAUACAUAUCAGCUGAACUCUAUGUGUCUUUUCAACAAAUAACAAGUCAUUUGGAUUGAUAGGUCUCGCCUGUGCCCUGCUUUGACCAUCAAUGCACAUAUCAGAGAAACUUACUUAAACGCAAAAAUUUAAUGUUGAUGGAGAUGCUGACAAAGUCAAUGGUCCAUGAAAGGUAGGCCACAUCCAGCAUUUAAUGCAUGGGUCGAGAUGUACUACCUAAGAUGCUGCAUCAUCUAUGGUGCAAGAUUGGUUGGUCUUGCACUUAUACUUUCUUAAUGUUGACGCCGCUGCCUGAAAAGCAACACCUUAGUCUUGCUUCCGCUACUUAGUCGCGCCGAGAAAAAAAAUGUUUUUUUCCCACACCAUCAGGUAGACAACUCUGUCUUAGGUAAGCUGACGUCAUGUAUAUGAAUUCAUUGAAAAUGCCAUCCGGCUGUGCAUUAAAGUUUGAAUACAGAUAUGCUACCAAGAUUGGCCUGAGGUCUGGUCCCACCUCUCGUGACUUAGUUUCUGGCUCUUAACUUUGAAAUUGUUGGCAUCCCAACCCCAGACCAUAUAUAGAUUUGCUGGGAUAAAGAACCUAGCACAAUCGUGAUAACAAAAUUGGCCAUAUCCCAAGGAACUUAAUAUGGAAACAGUUAAAGAUUGCCAUUUAUACAUUCCCCGAAUAGAAGGGACAAAAACACUUUACUUCUAGGAUUUGCAUAAGGUUUCGUAGGUCUUACCAUGGAAACAAGUUUAGAUCACCAACCCAUAAUCAGAUAUAUAAUUGCUAGGCAUGAAGAAAAGUUACCAUGCUACCAGAAUUGUUCUAUGUGUCUGCCCCCAUCCUUAGAGACUAAAUAAGGCCCUGAGUCAUUACAUGAAAAAAUUGAUCCUCAAUCUAUAAGAAUAUAUACCAUUACCGAGCAGGUAGAUUUAGAUAUAUGCAGAUACUUCUGGGUCUGGCCAACUCCCUGCAAUCUUAUUUGCAAUACUAGUUUAAUUGGAAUAUUUUGCCAUGAUUACUAGGAAUAUCUUGGUGAAUGAUACCGAACCUCAGGGCAGCUUUUUAAAUAGGCAUAACACUGCACCGAAGUGUUGUUAAUUAUAAAAUUGUACAUUGUUAAAGGUUGUUAAAGGCCUACCUUCAAGUAAGACGUAGGAUUAAUUAAAUUGAUGCAGACAUGUUUGUUGAUAUUCAUCAUGUGAGGAAAAAUACAUAAGAAGCAACAUUGACAAGUGAUGCUGACAGUUUCCAGUCAAAAAUAAAUAAAGAAUAACGACAACAAAAGA
Mizuhopecten yessoensis (Yesso scallop) is the source of this 3986-nucleotide messenger RNA. Its product is annotated as integrator complex subunit 12-like. Lineage: Eukaryota; Metazoa; Mollusca; Bivalvia; Pectinida; Pectinidae. Gene Ontology annotation, biological process: snRNA 3'-end processing. The record is from RefSeq and is a predicted model, not a curated record. Gene Ontology annotation, cellular component: integrator complex. The transcript has 8 exons. The coding region runs from base 78 to 1451 and encodes 457 amino acids.